CAUCGUCAACAUCUGGGCAACACUGACAUCGAAGGACGUGCAGCCCGACGCUACUACAUCACAUUUAGGUGUGGAUGUAAAUGUGAUUUCACCCUGUUCUUCAGUGGUCAGGACCCCCACAGGACCACCAAAGAGCAGACAGCCAUGACUACUGUGGAGUCCGUUAGGAAGCGCAAUAAGGCGAGGUCCAAUGGCGCCGACACUGGUCCGAAAGGGAAGAGAGAGGAGCUUGGAAAGUGGGGAAGGGCAUGGGAGGUGGACUGGUUCUCUCUGACUGGGGUGGUUCUGCUGCUUUGCUUUGCCCCCUUCAUCGUUUUCUUCUUCGUUAUGACCUGUGACCAGUACCAGUGCUCCAUCAGCCACGUUCUCCUGGACAUAUACAACGGAGACGCCUCCCCACUGAGCAUCUGGAGCCGAGCCCCUUCCUUCACCUGGACUGCUGCCAAAAUCUACGCUUCCUGGGUUACUUUCCAGGUGGUGCUGUAUAUGUGCAUUCCAGAUGUUACCCAUAAGUUCCUGCCAGGCUAUGUAGGAGGGGUUCAGGAGGGAGCACGUACACCAGCAGGCCUCGUAAAUAAGUAUGAGAUUAAUGGUCUGCAGUGCUGGAUCAUAACUCAUGCUUUAUGGGCGGCCAAUGCUUACUACUUCCACUGGUUCCCUCCGACCAUUAUCUUCGACAACUGGAUCCCGCUGCUGUGGUGCACCAACAUCCUUGGCUAUGCUGUGUCCACUUUCGCUUUUGUCAAGGCCUACUUGUUCCCCACCAAUCCAGAGGACUGCAAAUUCACAGGAAAUAUCUUCUACAACUACAUGAUGGGGAUUGAGUUCAAUCCACGUAUCGGAAAGUGGUUCGACUUCAAGCUCUUCUUCAAUGGUCGGCCUGGUAUUGUAGCCUGGACUUUGAUUAAUUUGUCUUAUGCUGCCAAACAGCAGGAGCUCUAUGGCUAUGUGACCAACUCUAUGAUCCUGGUCAAUGUGCUGCAGGCCAUCUAUGUGUUGGAUUUCUUCUGGAAUGAAGCCUGGUAUUUGAAGACUAUUGAUAUCUGCCAUGACCACUUCGGCUGGUACCUGGGCUGGGGCGACUGUGUGUGGCUGCCAUUCCUUUACACGCUACAGGGCCUAUACUUGGUCUACAACCCCGUCCAGCUCUCCACCCCUCACACUGCAGGGGUCCUCAUCCUCGGCUUGGUAGGCUACUACAUCUUCCGUUCCUCCAACCACCAGAAGGACCUGUUCCGCCGCUCUGAUGGCAAUUGUAAAAUCUGGGGCCGUAAGCCCAGCUACAUCGAGUGUUCGUACCGCUCGGCAGACAGCACCAUCCAUAAGAGCAAGCUGCUGACCUCGGGUUUCUGGGGGGUGACCCGCCACAUGAACUACACAGGUGACCUGAUGGGUUCUCUGGCUUACUGCCUGGCCUGUGGUGGCCAGCAACUGCUGCCCUACUUCUACAUCGUCUACAUGACCAUCCUGCUGGUGCACCGCUGCAUCCGAGAUGAGCACCGCUGCAGCAACAAGUACGGCAAGGACUGGAGACGCUACACAGAUGCUGUGCCCCAGCGCCUCCUCCCAGGCAUCUUUUAGAAACAGUGGAAAUGGAAAAGGAGGUGUGGGGGUGCUUACUUUCUUCUGAAACGUUUUCUUUUUCAGAUUGCUGUAGAAAAUUAGGGAUGGCCGAACCACAAUCAUAGAGGAUCAGGUUAACUAUAUGCAGAUGCAUAUAACAAUGUUGCCUUUCACAAGUUUGUUUCAAUGAAUUUGAUGCUGCAAAAAUGAAAAAGAAAAAAAAGAUUGUAGCAGGUAAUUGUAUAAGAUAUCAAUCUAAUGCAUCAUCCAGGUGUGUAGUGAUAAUAUUAUCACAAAUAUUAGAUUAUUUUAUUUACUUAACACCAGAAAUGUCUUGAACCACACCUGUCAUUUCUGGAAGAGCACAGUUUUACAAUAGCAUGUUGAAGAACGGGCACAAACAGGGGCUUAGAUUAGAGAGCUUAUUUAAAACGAAUACAAAUUUGCUUUUAUUGAUGUCGUCGUUUAACAAUUUAUGCUUUAAUAAUAACAACUAUUUCCCCUUUAAUGUGCACAAGAAGACUUUUAACACUAAUCAGUAUGGGGUAUGUAGAUGCUAGCAAUCAUAUCACUCUGUAUUGGAUCAAAAAGAAAGUCAGUGGUAUCGCCAUUUAAGUCACAAGGUUCAGCACAGUUUUAGUGAUUUCCCCACACUAACAAAGUCAACUCAUUAGUUAAUGACCAGAUUUAGUGUUUACACAGGGAAAUCACUUAACUGUGGUGGACACUGGACACCCUUACAGAAGAGUAUCAGUGAAUAUUUGCCUUUUGUUUGCCCUGGAAUUGAUGCUGCUGAGUGAAUUAUUGUGAGUUGCUCAGUAGCAAUCAGAAUGACUUUUAUUUAGGUGUUUAUGGUUUUAGUGCAGUUUUGUUUAAAGCUGUCUACCUCAUUACACUACCUUUUCAAGCUUUCAUGGAAAAUAACUGACGAUAUGUCAGAGUCAAACUUAAAUGACAUAUUUUUAUGAUUACUUUGUAGUAUGUGUGCAUAUGUUCAUUACAUGCUUAUCAACGUGAUGCUUGGCACUUAAAGGCAAAUUGCCGUUUUAUACACACAGCUUGCAUACAUACUGCCACUUCUUCACUGGUGAAUGGAUGCUCAAAUUUUCUGAAAAUGCAUUGAAGAACUUUUUAAUUUAACUAGACCUUUUUCACCUUUUCUAUCAUUCAUCUGAAAUAUUCCCCACCUUUGUGGCCACAAGGGAUGUAAACAUUCUACAGGGCAAAACUCACUUUGUAUGUAUCCUUUAUUUUUACAUAUUGUAGAGUUGCUAUUUUAUAACACCUGAACAGAGAGUUUCCAGGCUGUGAACAUUUUGCAUUUGCUACUUUUGUGUGUUUAAACAAUAAAUCUAUAAGCUGGUUCCAAGAUCUUAAA
Pygocentrus nattereri (red-bellied piranha) is the source of this 2941-nucleotide messenger RNA. It is a transcript of the gene dhcr7, whose product is annotated as 7-dehydrocholesterol reductase. Gene Ontology annotation, molecular function: 7-dehydrocholesterol reductase activity. The record is from RefSeq and is a predicted model, not a curated record. Gene Ontology annotation, cellular component: endoplasmic reticulum membrane. Gene Ontology annotation, biological process: brassinosteroid biosynthetic process; cholesterol biosynthetic process. The transcript has 9 exons. Bases 145 to 1581 code for a protein of 478 amino acids. NCBI's taxonomy places the organism in Eukaryota, Metazoa, Chordata, Actinopteri, Characiformes, Serrasalmidae.